CCGGGUGGAGACAUGAGUGUGAAACUUGCCGUAAAUUAGUAAUAUUAUUCUGCAACAGAGGGCACUACCUACACCGUAAUUAUGGCGUCCAAUUUGAACGGCCCUGAGUAAUUUAGUAUUUGGGUUCGUAAAAGGAAGGAUCAUGUAGUAUAAUCGGUCUAGCUACGAGAUGGCUAAAAUAUUCGUAAAGUUUAUAUAGGCGGGUAGCGAAAGUAAGAUACUUCUGAAAUAUUAUGAAUGUUCAUAUGCUUUGUGUGACAUGUCAUUGUUGACAUCGUCAGAGUUACAGAGUGCUGUCCUAGCAACAGGCCCAGCCGCAGGUACUAGUGACACUAGUAGUGUGGUAGGAACGGGCGAUUAUGUCUUGGCAACACUUAAUUCACGCACCUACAGUGUGCAGUCAUUUUUAGGGAAAAUACGAGAAUUAGAAGAGGAAGGUGCGAGAGUAAAGGGUCGCAUUGAUUCUGAGCUGGAGAACUAUGGCACUUUCUCCCUGACGUCCAGUUUUGAGUCCUCUCCUCGUAGUACCGAAGCAGCAGGUCGUACAGGAAUGGCCGACACGCAAAAUCCAGACGAUGCCAAACUAGCAGAGUUCGGGGAGGAGGACCACCCGACAUUAUCACCAGGCGACGACUACUCGCAUCUCUUACAAGAUUCAGGAAUGUCUGUAUUCAGCAGCGUUCCAACAGCGCCCUCUACCCCUACCAGCCUCGUCGGAACCGGCAACCAUCAGGCCGCCGCACGCUCCCUCGUCGACUCUCAGGCGGAGAUCUCGCGAUUGAAGGGCAAGAUUCGCGAGGCGAACGCCAUCUGUGAGAAGCAGCGGCGGCACUACCGGCGCGGCAUCGAGACGAUGCAGAACACGUUGGAGAAGACCGUCGUCGGACGCGAGUCCAUCUAUAACAUGCGAAGGGAAGACGCCGCCACGCAGGAGAAGCUGAUCUCCGACCUACAGGAGGUCCUCAACGACCUCCAGUCGACGAACGACGCCAAGGAGAGGGCGCUGGCCGAGAGCGGCCGCAAGGUGGCGCUGCUGCAGCAGGAGGCGGGCGCGGCGGGCGGGGCGCUGCGGGAGGAGCACGCGGACGACGUCAAGCGACUGGAAGCACAGGUGUCACAGACACAGGAGGAAGUUGAAGACGUGAAAAGGAGCGCUCUGGAACACGAACAAAGGCAACACAGUGAAGGGAAGGCCAGGCAGGUCGGCGCGGCGACGGAGCGUGCGGACAACGCGCGCAAGCAGGCGGCGAGCCUCCAGGCGCAGAUGGGCGUCGCAGCGAAGCACCACCGAGAGGAGCUCGCGCGCAAGACGAAGGAGACCCUGGGCCUGAAGGAGAAGCUGUCGGAGAGGGAGAAGGCGCUCGCCUCGCUGAAGAAAGCCUGCGAGGAGAAGGUGGGUGCUGCGUCGCAGCCAAGACGACGUUGA
Molecule: messenger RNA, 1426 nt
Organism: Priapulus caudatus
Lineage: Eukaryota; Metazoa; Priapulida; Priapulimorpha; Priapulimorphida; Priapulidae
Exons: 8
Coding region: 260-1426 (388 amino acids)
Source: RefSeq, a predicted model, not a curated record